Molecule: messenger RNA, 2498 nt
Organism: Heterocephalus glaber (naked mole-rat)
Lineage: Eukaryota; Metazoa; Chordata; Mammalia; Rodentia; Bathyergidae
Source: RefSeq, a predicted model, not a curated record
CGUGGACCACCGCGCUGGCUACUGUUCGUAUUGCCAUUUUAAUUGUGAUUCUGUGCCUUAACAAUCAACUGAUGAUCCGUUAGUGAAGAGAGAACUACAAUUUCUAAAAAGCUUUAGCUGAGUGUUUGGGAAAGAGACAAGUUUCGUCUACUCGCGGGUCUGACAAACGGCCGGGUGUGGUGGCACAGCCCGGGGGUCCCGGCAUUCGGGAGGCGGAGGCAGGCAGAUUGUCGAAGAGUUCCAGACCACCCCGGGCUACCUGGCGAGACCCUGUCUCUCAAAACAACCAAAGACGUAAGAAAACUGGUUUUUAAAAUAGAAGGAUUCUACCCUCAACUUGCUUUAAAAGUGGCUUUGAAACCUCCCUCCACCUCAGAGAAAGCGAAAGUGAAAGGAGGCGGCUUCCGGGAGCGGGUGGGGUUUGGUGCCCGGAGCGCGUCAGCCCCUGGAGGCUGAGGCGCAGCUGCCUGAGCGCUGAAGUGCUGGGUCGGGGUCUCUAGAAACCGCCCAUUCUGGCUCCUGGACAACACGGGGCUACCCAGUGAAUUCGAUACAGGAACGACCCCUCCAGAGAGUGGUAUUUUUGGACUCAUGAUAAACUUCUCUGCCUUCCUUGGUGCAGCCACGAUGUACAUACGCUACAAGAUCGUGGAGAAGCAGGACCCAGCUGGCCACCUGGGGACAUCCCUGCUCAACAUGGUGUCGCUGGGGCUGGGCCUGGUGGGCUGCUUCGGGAUGGGCAUCGUGGCCAACUUCCAGGAGCUGGCAGUGCCCAUGGUCCAUGACGGGGGCGCCCUGCUGGCCUUCAUGUGCGGCGUGGUGUACACGCUCCUGCAGACCGUCCUCUCCUACAAGUGCUGCCCGCAGUGGAACAGCCGCACCACCUGCCACGUGCGCAUGGCCAUCUCGGCCGUGUCCUGGGCCGCUGUGGUCCCCAUGAUCGCCUGUGCUUCCCUGAUUUCCAUGACCAAGCUGGAAUGGAGCCCAAAGGAGAAGGAUUACGUGUAUCACGUGGUGAGUGCCAUCUGUGAGUGGACAGUGGCCUUCGGCUUCAUCUUCUACUUCCUGACCUUCAUCCGCGACUUCCAGAGGCUUUGGAAACACACCUGUUGGCUUAGAUGGCCUUCUCCUGCGUCCUCCGCCUUUGAUGCUAAAAGCCAUGUGUUGAAAAAUGUUCCCAAGGGCUUCACCCACCUGUGUAGCUCAGGCUGGCCUCAGACUUGCUGAGAUCCUCCUGCCUCAGCCUCCUGAGCGCUAGGAUUACAGAACGUGACCUUGAGGAUAUCCACGGAGAUCAACGGCGACCUCUGAGGAUGCCUCGCAUCCCUGGCACCCGACAGGGACCUGCUGCCCAUGGGCUGAGUGGGCCCAUCCGGGACUGGGUUUCGUUAAGAAUUCUUCCCACUUGUGCAUUUCUGGGGGUUCAUUUUCCCACAGAAUGUAGAAUGUUUAUGACAUUGUAGCAAUAUUUUUAUACUUUUCUAAGCAGACACUUUUAUAGUAACAAAUUCAUACACAAAGAUGGGGGUUACAGAAAGCGGAGAGCUAUUUUUGUACAGAUCUUUUUCAUUUUGUUUUUGUCUAUGUGUGAACAAUCUGUGGAAAUACACUAAGUGAGAGUUGUAAGUUCAGUACACUUUUCAAAAAGUAAAAUCAGUAUAGUCAUUUUAAAAUUUCAUUUUCCGAGGAUGAACUGUAUAAUUGUUUUUUGACAAGAUCUUGCUGUGUAGUUCAGGCUGGCCUUGAACUCACUGUGUAGCCUGGGCUGGCCUCGAAUUGGCAGCAAUCCUCCUGCCUCAGCCUCUCCAAUUUGGUAACCACCACAUCUGCCUGUAUAAUUUUUUAAUUUUUUUUUUUGGUAACAGGGACCGAACUCAGGACCUUACGCUUGUGAGGCAGGCAGUGGAACCAUGGAGCUAAAUCCCCAGCUCUGGUGCAUCAGUUUUUUUUAUAAUCACAAGACCAUGUAUAAAAUUCAAUUUAUACCCGAGUUCGAUCCCCGGUACCAAAAAAAAAAAAACAAAAAAAACCCACACACACACAAAAAAUUCAAUUUAUAAUGAUCACAGUCUCAAAUCUUAAAAAUUUAGUUAAUUAACACUAAGGUACUCUGAUUUUUAAUUGCACUAAGCAAACUUUCUACCAUGAGGCCUCAAGACACUCCCUGCACACAUUAACUCUGAGCACAGGGCCUUGCUCUGUGGCCCAGGCUGGUCAUGAACUCGCAGCGAUCCUCCUGCCUGGGCCUCCUGAGUGCUGGGAUUCCAGGCAUGGGCCAGGGAGUCUGAGGCCUGCAUGGCAGAUCCAUUCCCUCUGGCCUUGCACCGAUGCCGGCCUUGCGGGGCGCACUGAGGCGGCCCGGACCCCGCAUCCGAGUCCAUGACCGCGCCGAGUCCACCCACGGGCGGGAGUAGCUGAGGCUCGGUAUUGUUUCUGUUUUCAUGAACUUGCAUUUCCUUCACCUCAUGACUGAAAGAAUAAAAUAAAAUGAAAAUGUC